CAUUUUCAUGAGAUACUUGGAAUCCAACCUGGAGACGCCCGUUUAUUUCUAAAUGGCCUUCAUAUUGACCUGGAUUUUCAUGAUCCAUUUAGUAUCUUGGAGACUCUUAAACUGGAAGGAAAAGUGGUGCAUGGCCUUCAUGAACUUGGAAUCAAAGAGGAGAUCCUGAGUAAAUUUAUGAGGUUGCAUAUACAUCCUACAGAUGACAGUUAUGUGCUAGAUAUUCGUCACUCUUCGAUAAUAUGGGUCAAUAAUAUAGAACAAGAUCACAGAUACAGCACAUGGCCUGCAAGCUAUCAGGAGCUACUAAAGCCUGCAUUUCCUGGAGUGAUACAGCAGAUUAGACGGAAUUUAUAUAAUCUGGUACUUUUUGUUGAUCCUGUCCAAGAAGAUACAGGUGAUUAUAUGAAACUGGCAGAAUUACUCUAUCAUCAUAAUGUACCGCUUAGGUAA
Cariama cristata (Red-legged seriema) is the source of this 453-nucleotide messenger RNA. RefSeq names its product UDP-glucose:glycoprotein glucosyltransferase 2-like. The record is from RefSeq and is a predicted model, not a curated record. NCBI's taxonomy places the organism in Eukaryota, Metazoa, Chordata, Aves, Cariamiformes, Cariamidae. The annotation marks the transcript as partial. Gene Ontology annotation, cellular component: endoplasmic reticulum. The transcript has 4 exons. Gene Ontology annotation, molecular function: UDP-glucose:glycoprotein glucosyltransferase activity.